AUGACUGCUCCUAAUACAGUAAUAAAAUUAACGCAAAAUUUAACACGAAUUCAUAAUGUUGAUGAACAUGCAUCAUGGUCAGAAGAACGAGCAGCUAUUAGUCAAGUGGCUGCUUUAUAUCAAAGUGAAAAUCGUAAAGUUCCACUUUUACCCGAUCAAAAAUUUGCACCUGUUCAACAUAGUGUACGAGCAUUGAAUUCUAUUCUUCUACAAAAUGUACCAAUGUUUUAA
This is a messenger RNA of Rotaria socialis, 231 nucleotides long. NCBI's taxonomy places the organism in Eukaryota, Metazoa, Rotifera, Eurotatoria, Philodinida, Philodinidae. The record is from the annotation of a GenBank genome assembly.